Messenger RNA from Cuscuta epithymum, 1727 nucleotides. NCBI's taxonomy places the organism in Eukaryota, Viridiplantae, Streptophyta, Magnoliopsida, Solanales, Convolvulaceae. The record is from the annotation of a GenBank genome assembly.
AUUCACCCGACCCAUCAGUCAGCCACUCACCACUACCGCGACCAGUCCAGGAAAAAAUGAGCCCGGAAAACCAAGAAGAAGCCGCAGCUGAAAAACCGCUGCUUUCAGCUGCAGGCUCCAGGUCCGGCGGGUCAAUUAGUGGUGCUAUCUUCAACGUCUCCACUGGCAUGGUGGGAGCUGGGAUUAUGUCAGUCCCUGCAACUUUUAAGGUCUUGGGUGUCGUUCCCAGCCUCUUUGCCAUAUUGGUUGUGGCCUAUUUUGUGGAGGUCACCGUCGAUUUCCUCCUGAAAUUCACCAUCUCCGGCGAGACUGAUUCUUAUGGUGGACUGAUGGCUGAGUCUUUUGGGAGAUUUGGGUCCCUCGCUCUCCAGAUAUGUGUGCUGAUUACCAACCUUGGCGCCCUUAUCAUUUAUUUAAUCAUAAUAGGUGAUGUGCUGUCAGGAAAUGAUUCUGAUGGAACAUUGCACCUCGGUGUCCUACAGGAGUGGUUUGGCAUCCACUGGUGGACCUCAAGGCCAUUUUCUGUCCUUGUUGUGGUGCUUUUUGUUAUGCUUCCCUUGCUUUGUUUAAGGCGCAUAGAUUCACUUAGACAUGCAUCAGCUAUAUCCAUUCUGCUAGCAGUGCUUUUUGUUGCUGUAUGCUCUGGAAUGGCAUUAUAUUCUUUGUGGAAAGGGGAGACCGAAAGUUUAAGGCUUUUCCCUGACUUCUCAAAUGGAAUCUCUUUUUUUGAUCUCUUCACUACCAUCCCAGUAUUCGCCACAGCCUUUGGAUGCCACGUGAACAUUCAUCCAAUCAGAGCAGAACUUGGCAGGCCAUCUGACAUGACCUCGGCAGUCCGGAUAUCCUUAGUGCUAUGUGUUGCCAUUUAUUUUGCCGUGGGCUUCUUUGGGUAUUUGCUAUUUGGGGACACAAUCAUGGCAGACAUGCUAGUCAACUUUGAUCAAAAGUCUGAUUCUUUCAUUCACUCAUUGCUGAACACCAUUGUUCGGCUGAGUUAUGCAGUUCAUCUCAUGCUGGUGUUUCCAAUCAUGAAUUAUUCUCUUAGAGUUAAUGUGGAUGAACUUUUGUUCCCAAAAGGACCCCUUUUGUCUACCAAAACUGCUAGGUUUUUAACUCUCACUGGCGUGCUUCUUGGAUUCAUGUAUGUUGCUGCUAUUUCCAUCCCAAAUAUAUGGUACUUCUUUCAGUUCAUGGGAACAACCACUGUCAUGUGCAUCAUGUUCAUUUUCCCAAGCUUGAUAAUUCUUAGAGAUGUUCAUAAAACAUGUACUAAGCAGGAUAAGAUGCUGGCGGUAUUGGUCAUUAUGUUUGCAGUUGGGACUAGUGCGACAGCCAUUUACUCUAAUGUAUCAACUUAUAUUAUCAAGAAGUAACCAGAUUUGAAGGCGAUAUAGCUAAUUCUUGAGGAUCAUUAGCAUGAUCCAUUGUUUAAAACACAAUUUGAAAAAUAAUUUUAGUGUUGUUGUAGAGAGUAGUUUUUGGCAGCCUCUUAGUGUAUCAGGUUAGAAAGUUGCUUCAUUGUAAUUAAUAGUAUUGUGUGCAUUUGUUGGUUCUUGAUCCUUCUAUUAUGCUGUAAUCCCUCAUGCCUAUUGUUGAGUUUAAUCCAACACGAUAUAAUAAAUAUAUGUAUAAAUGUGUAUGAACAAGCUAUUUUUACGUGGAAACCCGGAAAGGGAGAAAACCACGGGACUUUUUAGGCUAAUGUCCAAGCCCUCUCUUUCUCAUUA